GUACUGUAAAUGCCAACGGUGAGACGAAACGACAACGGACCUCAUACACCCGCUACCAGACGUUAGAAUUAGAGAAAGAAUUCCAUUUUAAUCGUUACCUGACCCGCCGAAGACGCAUCGAAAUUGCGCACGCACUCUGCCUCACCGAACGACAGAUCAAAAUCUGGUUCCAAAAUCGACGAAUGAAAUGGAAAAAGGAGCACAAAAUGGCUUCCAUGAAUAUCGUACCCUAUCACAUGGGCCCCUACGGUCAUCCAUAUCAUCAAUUCGAUAUCCACCCGUCACAAUUUGCUCACCUGAGUGCAUAGGACGCGUGGCACUUUUCGGGUACUGGUUAGAGACUCAAUCAGUUGUAUCAGGAACCAUAUCAGGCGGCGGCAGCGGCUAGUGUAGCAGCCGGCGGCUAUCAGACACAGAACGCACAAGACGCCGGCAUGCCGCUGGGCGGUGGUGCCGGUGUAGGUGUUGGUGUGGGAGUCGGUGCGGGCGGCGGAAAUUCGCUGUUCGCUUCCGCGACCGCCUCCAACGCUGAAUGUGUCAAAUAUCCGCAAGAGUUCUGAUCUCAAGUUAUCUUCAGGGAACAUCAACAGCAAUUGCAACACCAACAGGAGCAUCAGCUACAUCUACAACAAGAACAAUACCAACAACCACAACAUCUACAACAACACCUGCCAAACCAUCAAAGCCAUCUUGGUUUCCAGUUAGAACGUAUUUCGGAGUUGCCACUCUGUCAAGAGAAGGAUUUGUGUGAAGACACAGAGGCGACUGAACUGGAGCUCAAGAAUGAAAUCGUUAGUGGUUGUAACAUGUUUUGUUGCUGAGAGAUGCUGAUGUUGCUGUUGCGAUGAAGCUGUAGAUGCUUCAUACGCUGCUGCUAGCUGCUAGCGACAGCUAACAAAAUGAACAACGAUGAUAAUUUCUGAAUGCAACUGAUUUGUGUUAAGCAAGCAACGAGCCUUCAAGUAAAUGCGUUUAGUACUCCUGUGGAGGGUUUGUGUCUAUCGCCUACUCUUCCGGGAGAGGCUCGUGCAGGUUUAUGAUACUGGUCAGUAAGGAGGAAUUUCAACAAAAUUUUCGAUUGCUUUGGAAUCUCGUAAAUUCGUCGAAUUUACAUUGAAAAUCCUCUAUAUAUAUGUGUAUAUAUGUACCUUAAAAGAAAUGAGGGAUUCAAAUUGGAGCGCCUCCGUUUCGUCCUCUUUUUCGUGGAAAUACGAAAACCGUCCAGUAUGAUAAACCGCUAUAUUCUCUAAGCAGUAUUCGAAAAGCCAUUAGAUGUAAGAAAACACAUAGCGCUAUCAUCAGCUCACAAGCUUGGAAAGUUCAAUGAAAUUAAAAUCCUAAUAGUGAUAUUAUUGUAUACGAAAUUUUUGAACUUUUUUAAUGUCCAUUUACCUUCAUAUUUAGAUUGUGUAAAUUUUAAUUUAAUUGAUUUAAAUUACUUACAAUUUGAAAAGACAAUGAAGGUAGGCUUGUUGCCGAUAGUAGCGCCGCGUUAGUAUAAUUGUCAAACUGUAGGCAAGUAAUUUAAGGUUUGUGGCUGCACUUAACCUGCAGCUCUCAAACGAAACCUCUUACACAGCGCAUCUCAAACUGUUUACGAUUUUUGUUCAUGAUGUGCCUGGUGCCGCUAAAACUGUCGAUUUGCCAAUCGGUUUGGGAACGAAAUACCCUACCGGAAUCGGUUAGGGACCAAAAUCCACAACCGGAUGUGACACCAUUGUCAACAUUGAUAGAGAACUUGGAAAACUUGAACAUAGCCAAAUGCUGUUUGCGAGCGAAUCGUGGUGACUGUACUUAAUUUGGUUUAUUGGUUAAAUAUGUACGUUUCAAAAUAAGUAUUAAAAUGAAUUUCGCACUUUCACUCAAAAAUAUGUGUAUAUAGUAUAUUCGUAUUAGAAAUAUCUGUUCAACUUUUAAAUUGGUUAAUAUCUAAGUAGCUUUAAUUUGUUUUUAUUGUCGUUGAAUUUUUUAGAACCUCCGCACUAGGAAAAUUCGCAGUUGGACUUAAUAAGCACGUGAUUUUAGAAAUCUUUUAAGAGUAAAAAUUUUUAACAAAAAAGUAAAACAAAUUCGGGGAAAACAGGGCAUUUCGUUAGCACACAGUCAUAAAUAAUUUAAGAAAAAAAAUAAUAUUGGUUUCUCACGCUUCAAAUUACAAGACUAAAUGUGUUCUACACUAUUUUCAACAAUGUUUUAUUUAAAACAUUGUAUGUAUGUACGUACAUAGAUGUGUUUGUAUGUACAUAUCUAUGUAUGUAUGUAUAAUUCUUAUCGGUAGCAUAAUUUUCAAGUGUAUUGAUACUGACAACAACAAUUUUUAGUAAACAUUUUUAUCAAUAAACCCCUUUUGAACACAACUUUGAUUAUAUAUAACAGCAGAGGUAUAAUUUGUGCGUGUACAAGGAUUACAUAUAGGAACAUGAAUCAAAUUACAAUUGAGAAAAAUGCGAUUAUGAAAUUGCAAACCCCUAAGAUUAGUUUUGAUUAAUUUGCUUACACAUCUGAACCUUUUCAGAAAUGCAUAUAUGUAUAAAGACUUGGUGUGUAUGUAUCUAAGCAGGCUGCUAUUUUUAUUCCCUGUUAAUGCUAAGGUUAGUGCAUUCGUAUCAAUGUAGGUUAACAAAAUCUACAUAAACUAAACAAAAACUUAAAUUAGUUCAAAAAUAAUAAAAAUCAAAUAUAACGUGAAUCAUUUUAGCAGAAUUUGUUUUAAUACGAUUUUUCACCUGUACGUUUUUCUUUUUGUAUCAAUUGAGUUUAGUAAUACGCAACUGUUUAUUUUCAUAAGUAAUUUGCAAUAUCAGUAUAAAUACAUAAUGAUUAAAAGUUUGAUUAAGUAUGAAAUAUGAGGUAGGUCUUAGUAAAUGUAAGUCUUAGUAUUACCUACUCUACUGGCAUAUGUAUGUAUGAUAUCUGAGGUAGGUCUUAGUAAACGUAGGCCUUGGUACGAGCUACUCUACUUAUAAAUACAUUUGUAUAUGUAUGUAAGGAUACUGCAUUCCAUGUAAAGAAAAUAAAUGUUAUAGUAAAGGAAUACAACUUAUUCAAAAACAACAUUAAAAUUUUACUAACCCGUGAAGUAUUGAAACAAUUUCAGUAGAAAAUACGAAAUUAGCAAUGCAACUUUAAUUUGUAUGUAUGUAUGUAUAGAAAGAAGUAAAUUGAAUAAGUUGCACUACGCGCAAUAUGCAUAAAUUAAUGCAUAUAAGAUGUAGUAAUAUAAGAUUAUUCUAAUGCUAUAGAUAACUAAAAUCAGCAUAGGUUAAAAAAUCAAAAGAACAAAGCUAAUAAAAUAUUUUAAAAAAUGUAAAAUAC
Molecule: messenger RNA, 3315 nt
Organism: Rhagoletis pomonella (apple maggot)
Lineage: Eukaryota; Metazoa; Arthropoda; Insecta; Diptera; Tephritidae
Product: homeotic protein Sex combs reduced-like
Biological process (GO): anterior/posterior pattern specification; regulation of transcription by RNA polymerase II
Cellular component (GO): nucleus
Molecular function (GO): DNA-binding transcription factor activity, RNA polymerase II-specific; RNA polymerase II cis-regulatory region sequence-specific DNA binding
Source: RefSeq, a predicted model, not a curated record